AGACUUGAGAAAUCACCAUGUAUUCCACACUCGUCGCUGCUGCCCUCGUGGCUCUUGUCGCUGCUGACGGCAUCCCAGACUUCGUUGUACCUGGAAGAUGCGCUAAAGUGGCCAACCAGGACAAGUUCGAUCUUCGUAGGUAUUCUGGCCGCUGGUAUCAGACCCAGAUCAUCGACAACGCCUACCAGCCAUACACUCGCUGCAUCCACUCCAACUACGACUACUCUGACUCUGACUACGGCUUUAAGGUGACCACAGCUGGAUUCAGCCCCAACAACGAGUACCUGAGACUGCAGGGCAAGAUCUACCCCACAAAGGACUUCCCAGCUGCCCACAUGCUCAUCGAUUUCCCUACUGUUUUCGCCGCUCCCUACGAAGUGAUCGAGACUGACUACGAGACGUACUCGUGCGUGUAUUCCUGCAUCGACUGGAACGGCUACAAGUCCGAGUUCGGCUUCGUCUUCUCCCGCACCCCACAGACUUCCGGUCCAGCGAACGACAAGUGCGCCUCCGUCUUCCGCAAGAAUGGAGUCGACUUCGCCUUAUUCAAUGACGUUGCUCAUACGGCCGAAUGUGUCUACAGAGCUUAGACAUGAAAUAAAUAUACAUAUAUUUUUUAUCAUGAUUAUUUUUGGUUACUAUAAACGAUGUAUACAAAUAAGAUAUGAUUAUUUCAUAUCAAAUUAAGCGACUUAAAUAAACCUAAG
This is a messenger RNA of Penaeus indicus, 707 nucleotides long. Its product is annotated as crustacyanin-A2 subunit-like. NCBI's taxonomy places the organism in Eukaryota, Metazoa, Arthropoda, Malacostraca, Decapoda, Penaeidae. The record is from RefSeq and is a predicted model, not a curated record. Gene Ontology annotation, cellular component: cytoplasm. Gene Ontology annotation, molecular function: pigment binding. Bases 18 to 590 code for a protein of 190 amino acids. The transcript has 3 exons. Gene Ontology annotation, biological process: lipid metabolic process; response to reactive oxygen species.